Molecule: messenger RNA, 6330 nt
Organism: Sapajus apella (tufted capuchin)
Lineage: Eukaryota; Metazoa; Chordata; Mammalia; Primates; Cebidae
Gene: PTGFRN
Product: prostaglandin F2 receptor inhibitor
Exons: 9
Coding region: 284-2923 (879 amino acids)
Source: RefSeq, a predicted model, not a curated record
CUGCUUUCGGGAAGCGGUCGGGGCUGCACACUCGGAGCGGCGGGGCCGGCUCCAGGGCCCGGCCGGCUGGAGGAGGGAGGGGAGGAGGCGGGAGGGAGCGAGCGGAGCCAGGGGCGCACGUACGCCCCAGCGCUGGGAUUGAUCGGCUCGCGGGGAGAGCGGAGCAGGCGCGCGGCCCAGGCGGAGGAGCGCCGACUCUGGAGCAGCCGGAGCUGGAGGAGGAGGAGGAGGAGAGGCGGCGGGGAAGGAGGAGGAGGGGGAGAGUCGCUCCCGCCGGGCGAGCAUGGGGCGCCUGGCGCCGAGGCCGCUGCUGCUGGCGCUCCUGUGGCUGGGUCUUUGUCAAGGGCGUGUGGUGAGAGUCCCCAGAGGGACCCUGGUUCGAGUGGUGGGCACUGAGCUGGUCAUCCCCUGCAACGUCAGUGACUAUGAUGGUCCCAGCGAGCAGAACUUUGACUGGAGCUUCUCAUCUUUGGGGAGCGACUUUGAGGAGCUUGCAAGCACCUGGGAGGCGGGGUUCCCAACCCAGCUGUACCAGGAGCGGCUGCAGAGGGGCGAGAUCCUGUUAAGGCGGACUGCCAAUGACGCCGUGGAGCUCCACAUCAAGAACGUCCAGCCUUCAGACCAAGGCCACUACAAAUGUUCCACCCCCAGCACAGAUGCCACUGUCCAGGGCAACUAUGAGGACACAGUGCAGGUUAAAGUGCUGGCCGAUGCCCUGCACGUGGGCCCCAGCGCGCGGCCCCCGCCGAGCCUGAGCCUGCGGGAGGGGGAGCCCUUCGAGCUGCGCUGCACUGCCGCCUCCGCCUCGCCGCUGCACACGCACCUGGCGCUGCUGUGGGAGCUGCACCGCGGCCCCGCCCGGCGGAGCGUCCUCGCCCUGACCCACGAGGGCAGAUUCCACCCGGGCCUGGGGUACGAGCAGCGCUACCACAGCGGGGGCGUGCGCCUCGACACCGUGGGCAGCGACGCCUACCGCCUCUCGGUGUCCCGGGCGCUGUCGGCCGACCAGGGCUCCUACAGGUGUGUCGUCAGCGAGUGGAUCGCCGAGCAGGGCAGCUGGCAGGAAAUCCAAGAAAAGGCCGUGGAAGUUGCCACCGUGGUGAUCCAGCCGACAGUCCUGCGAGCAGCUGUGCCCAAGAACGUGUCUGUGGCUGAAGGAAAGGAACUGGACCUGACCUGCAACAUCACAACAGACCGCGUGGAUGACGUUCGGCCUGAGGUGACGUGGUCCUUCAGCAGGACUCCUGACAGCACCCUGCCUGGCUCCCGCGUGUUGGCGCGGCUUGACCGUGAUUCCCUGGUGCACAGCUCACCUCAUGUUGCGUUGAGUCAUGUGGACGCACGCUCCUACCAUUUACUGGUUCGGGAUGUUAGCAAAGAAAACUCUGGCUACUAUUUCUGCCACGUGUCCCUGUGGGCACCCGGACACAACAGGAGCUGGCACAAAGUGGCAGAGGCCGUGUCUUCCCCAGCUGCUGUGGGUGUGACCUGGCUAGAACCAGACUACCAGGUGUACCUGAAUGCUUCCAAGGUCCCUGGGUUUGCCGAUGACCCCACAGAGCUGGCGUGCCGGGUGGUGGACACGAAGAGUGGGGAGGCGAAUGUCCGAUUCACGGUUUCGUGGUACUACAGGAUGAACCGGCGCAGCGACGACGUGGUGACCAGCGAGCUGCUCGCAGUCAUGGACAGGGACUGGACGCUAAAGUACGGAGAGAGGAGCAAGCAGCGGGCCCAGGACGGAGACUUUAUUUUUUCUAAGGAACAUAUAGACACGUUCAAUUUCCGGAUCCAAAGGACUACAGAGGAAGACAGAGGCAAUUAUUACUGUGUGGUGUCUGCCUGGACCAAACAGCGGAACAACAGCUGGGUGAAAAGCAAGGAUGUCUACUCCAAGCCCGUUAACAUAUUUUGGGCAUUAGAAGAUUCUGUGCUUGUAGUGAAGGCGAGGCAGCCAAAGCCUUUCUUUGCUGCAGGAAAUACAUUUGAGAUGACUUGCAAAGUAUCUUCCAAGAAUAUUAAGUCACCACGUUACUCUGUUCUCAUCACCGCUGAGAAGCCUGUCGGCGACCUCUCCAGUCCCAAUGAAACGAAGUACAUCAUCUCUCUGGACCAGGAUUCGGUGGUGAAGCUGGAGAACUGGACAGAUGCAUCACGGGUGGAUGGCGUUGUGUUAGAAAAAGUGCAGGAGGAUGAGUUCCGCUAUCGAAUGUACCAGACUCAGGUCUCAGACGCAGGGCUGUACCGCUGCAUGGUGACAGCUUGGUCUCCUGUCAGGGGCAGCCUUUGGCGAGAAGCAGCAACCAGUCUCUCCAAUCCUAUUGAGAUAGACUUCCAAACCUCAGGUCCUAUAUUUAAUGCUUCUGUGCAUUCGGACACACCAUCAGUCAUCCGGGGAGAUCUGAUCAAAUUGUUCUGUAUCAUUACUGUCGAGGGAGCAGCGCUGGAUCCAGAUGACAUGGCCUUUGAUGUGUCCUGGUUUGCGGUGCACUCCUUUGGUCUGGACAAGGAUCCUGUGCUCCUGUCUUCCCUGGAUCGGAAGGGCAUUGUGACCACCUCCCGGAGGGAGUGGAAGAGCGACCUCAGCCUGGAGCGUAUGAGUGUGCUGGAAUUCUUGCUGCAAGUUCAUGGCUCCGAGGACCAGGACUUUGGUAACUACUACUGUUCCGUGACUCCAUGGGUGAAGUCACCAACAGGUUCCUGGCAGAAGGAGGCCGAGAUCCACUCCAAGCCCGUUUUUAUAACUGUGAAGAUGGAUGUGCUGAACGCCUUCAAGUAUCCCUUGCUGAUCGGCGUCGGUCUGUCCACUGUCAUCGGGCUCCUGUCCUGUCUCAUCGGGUACUGCAGCUCCCACUGGUGUUGUAAGAAGGAGGUUCAGGAGACCAGGCGCGAGCGCCGCAGGCUCAUGUCCAUGGAGAUGGACUAGUCUGGCCCGGGAGGGGAGUGACGGAGGGACGUUCUAGGAGCGAUUGGGGCAAGAAGAGGACAGCGAUAUUUUAAAACAAAGUGUGUUACACUAAAAACCAGUCCUCUCUAAUCUCAGGUGGGACUUGGCGCUCUCUCUUUUCUGCAUGUCAAGUUGUGAGCGCAGACAUGUUUACCAGCACACGGCUCUUCUUCCCAUGGCACUUUCUGAUGUAACAAUCGAGUGUGUGUUUUCCCAACUGCAGCUUUUCAAUGGUUAACCUUCAUCUAAUUUUUUUUCCUCCCACUGGUUUAUAGAUCCUCUGACUUGUGUGUGUUUAUAGCUUUUGUUUCGCGGGGUUGUGGUGAGGAAGGGGUGAUGGCAUGUGGAGUUCUUCAUCUUCAGCGAGAGUGUGCCUGCCCGCCUGAGAGCCAGCUUCCGCGCUGGAGGCAUGGGUUCAGAGAGCUGCCGAGCCCACCCUCCACCCGGCCGACCUGAGCGACAACACAGACCUGUGCCGAAGGCUGAUUUGUGGCUUUUACGACCCUACCCCAACCCCUAUUUUCAGGGGUUUAGACGACAUUUGAAAUCUAAACUUGGAAUAUAUAACUUCUUAUUGAGCCCAAAUGCUUUUUUCUUUUCUUUUUCUUUCUCUCUCUUUUUUUUUUUUUUUUGCUUCUUUGCCCCUUUUCCAUUUCUUUUGUAUUUGUUUUCUGUAAGAGCGCUGAGAUGGCGGCCCUGGAAUCUAGAAUUUGGCUCUCCACUGAGCACCUUAUCUUGCCACCUUAGCCUUAAGAAUGAGUAUGAAGAAAAAUACACAGCCACCUCUGUCCAGGGCAGUGAGAAGGGCUGCAAGGAAUGGGAGGUUGGGGACAAGGAAAGGAACAGACACCUGCUCCAGAAGUUGUGAGGCCACUGUGCCUCAGGGGUCCCCAGGGAGAGCAGAAUAGGGAUCCCAGGAAGUUAUUUUUACGGAGAUGGAGCUGGGAGGGUCAGUGGUGCCAGGUACAAAUUAGUCUGAAGAAGCCACCUCCAUUCCUCUCUCUUGCCCACUGUGAGAGGCAAAGGCACUGGUCACCAAGACACUUGCAGGGGGACCCACAGAUAUGCCACCCCCUUCACACGCUGCUUGGGCUCUUUAACGUGAAGACAAAUUGCUGCUUGCAAGACGGACUGACUUCAAGGAAUUAGAAAUUACCUAGAAGCACCAUGUAUUUUCUGUGACCUUUUCAGUCCUUCAGGUCUUUUUCAGAUCUGCUGCAGGGGGUUAGUGAGAAAGGGUAGACUUUGUGGUAUGUUUACUUUCCUAAUAGGGACAUGAAGGAAACCCAGCAAUAUACUGUCAUGUGAACGGCCUGUAGACGGAGUCAGGAGCGGUCUGCUUUGCCUGACUGCGCGCAUCAGGAAUAGGGGAGUAGACAGAGAUCUUCCACGCCCCGGGCUUCUGCUGCUGCUUUAAAAGCUCUCCCCUCUGAGCCUCCUGCUCCCUGAAGCGUCUCGCCCCCUGCACAGCACUAGCCUUUUGGAAGCAUCCCAGUGGGGUUUUCUGAGGCUCACUGGUGACUCAUGCCCUAAUUGCAAUCCUCUGCUUUUAUCCUGGCUCUGAAGGAUCUAACACUGCUCUGUCUUCCAAAACAGAAAAAAAAGGAUUCAUUUGUUUUGAGCAAUAAAAUAAUACAAAAUGAUGGCCAUUCAUGUGCAGCUCUUUGUCAACAUGGGCCGGACGAGUUGUGCUCGUCCUGGCUCACCAUUUCCCCUGCUCCCCCACGGCUCGUUCUGCACUUAUCACAGAGUCACCCCUGGAGGCAGAUUCCCAUUGAGUUUUCCCCACCAAGGGGACCAUCCACGUGAUAGAAACAUUACUUUCUGCAUUGACAGUAGCCUUUCUUUGGCCCGGGCCUGUGGUAGGAAGAUGGCCAACAGGUAUGCCCCACCAGGGCCUGAGUGACUAGAGGAAGAGGACGAGGCCUUGUUGGCACUAGAUUUGGUAUUUUCUGCAUGUCAUAUCCUGACUGCUGUUUCAGAAGAGGUAGCUUGGAGGUGAUUGUACAAGUGAGAAUUAAAGAGAGAACAAAUAUAUAAACAGGUGCUGUAUUAGUGACAGCCAGUGUCCUUUGAGUCCUUGCAUCCAUUAAAAGGAGAUUCAGGAUUUUAUUGGCACAGGCCCUUCUUAGUAGGAAGAAAGGGAGCUUAGCUUUGGACGUGACUAGGUAGCCCAGGGUGUGUGUAAAACCGUGGACUGGGUCGCAGCAGACACUCGAUGGUGAUAAAUGUGACGGGUGCUUACACACUGUACCUUUUCCUUUCAUACUGAUGCUGCAGUUCAGGCCUGGAGUUGCUAAGGCAUUGACCUCCACCCACCUGCCCCACAUGCAUUGGGCUGCCCAAGCUGCAUGUCACCUGGGGGCUGCGACGAAGGGGCGAGAAAUCCCAGGGCAUUGUACCAAGGACCUAGUUCCUUCUAGCGAUAUAAAUUUGCCAGGAAUGUGUAUUUUUAACAUGGUGAGAUGCACUCUUUCAUUGUACCAAAUAGGGCUCCCUUCCCCUCCCUUGCAAUAAGUGCUCUUCUAGAAGAGGUUCCUACCAGUAGCACCGGUGAGAAUGAAAGAGGGACCCGUCCGCGUCUCACUCAACAAAAAGGAACUUUAUACAGUUUGGGUUUUUUUUCCUAAUCAUAAAAAAUAGCCCCAGAAAGAGCCUGAGCUAUGUUCAGAUAGAAGCCUCGAAAUUCCUGUAAAUUGUUUACUUUAUGAUGUUUACAUACACGUUUCACUUUAAAAAAAGAAGAAAAAUGCAAAUCAACUUUUUAACAGCUUUUCAGAGUUUUCAUGGGACAGUGGAACUCUGACUCACCAACUGGGCUGAAUUUUAAUUUAAAAAUGUAUUUAUUUGAGUGUCUUUCCUCCCGUCACCCCCACCACAUCUGAGGGGCUCCCUGAGAUCUUGGUAAAGGAGGCCCCUCCUGCCCAGACCUUGGUCUGUUUCCCCGGUGGCCCUUGCUUCUUGCUUUGCAGACUGCCUGCAGCCAUGAUUUUGUCACUGACAUCUGUGAGCCAAAGACUGAGCCUUUUUGGCAGGACUAAUAAGCAAUACUACACAACUUGCUACUUUCAGAAAACUUUUUUUUAGCUUCACCGAUGACAACAGAGGAAGAAGGGAACUGGGAUUUGGGUAAGUUCUCCUCCACUGUUUGACCAGAUUCUCAGUGAUAAAUAUGUGUGCAGAUGCCUAGAAGAAAAAAAGGUGACUUUCUUUUUAAGUGUGGCACAUGAGGAUCUGCAGAAUUUUCCGUAGACAAAGAAAGGAUCUUGUGUAUUUUUGUCCAUAUCCAAUGUUAUAUGAACUAAUUGUAUUGUUUUAUACUGUGACCACAAAUAUUAUGCAAUGCACCAUUUGUUUUUUAUUUCAUUAAAGGAAGUUUGAUUUAA